CCCCGGGCAAUAGGGGAUCAUGGGGCCCCUGUGUCCUUGCCCAAACUCAAAAAAGCCUAUGAAAAAGGUACCAGGGGCAUCUCAUGGGGCCUCCUACUGACCCCGGGCCCUCGGGCAGUGCCCGAGUUUCCAAAUGGUCAGUCCGCCCCUGGUCCAACAUAUGCUCAAAGUCCAUGCAAAAAUGUGGAAACCACUGUGCAAUGCUUUCCAAAGGAUGGUGUUCUUCAGAUAUGUAAAACACCCCACCCAGCAAGGCACAUGUAUGUGCUUACCGCAGUGAAUGUGACUCUCAGCCUUAGAGAAGUCAAAACACGCUUUAUAUGAAGAUCAU
Molecule: messenger RNA, 331 nt
Organism: Staurois parvus
Lineage: Eukaryota; Metazoa; Chordata; Amphibia; Anura; Ranidae
Source: the annotation of a GenBank genome assembly